AUGACGGAUUCUGUGAUGGAAGUCGACAAUCCUGGGGCGGCUAUCCAGGAGCUCCAGAAUGGCGAUAUUGACGAGUCCCUCUACAGCAGACAGCUAUACGUCCUUGGUCAUGAGGCAAUGAAGCGUAUGGGUUCUUCGAACGUCCUCGUCGUCGGCCUGAAGGGAUUGGGGGUGGAAAUCGCAAAGAACAUUGCUCUCGCCGGUGUGAAGUCGCUGACUCUGUUCGAUCCUCAACCCGUAGCCAUCGCCGACCUUUCUUCCCAAUUCUUUCUGCGUGCGGAAGAUGUCGGAAAACCACGAGCAGAAGUCACUGCACCGCGAGUCGCCGAAUUAAAUUCCUACGUUCCCGUCGCUGUUCAUAAAUCGCAAACAUUGACCGGAGACCUAAGUCAACUCAAACAAUUCCAAGCAGUGGUCCUAACAAACACGCCGCUGAAAGACCAACUAGCCAUCGCCGACUUUUGCCACCAAAACGGCAUCUACCUGACGGUCGCUGACACUUUCGGGCUCUUCGGUUACCUAUUCAAUGAUUUUGGAGACAACUUCACCGUCGGCGAUGUUACAGGAGAGAACCCGAUCAGUGGCAUCAUCGCCGAUAUUGACGAGACUGGCCUGGUGUCUGCUCUGGAUGAGACGCGCCAUGGGUUGGAAGACGGCGAUUAUGUCGAGUUUGCCGAAGUCAGAGGACUGGAAGGACUCAAUGGCGCUGCACCUCGGAAGAUCACUGUCAAGGGCCCAUACUCCUUUUCCAUUGGAGAUGUCUCCGGGUUGGGCAAAUACGAAGGCGGAGGUCUUUUCUCGCAAGUCAAGAUGCCCAAGGUUCUUCAAUUCCAACCGCUAUCUGAACAGAUCAAGAAACCAGAAUUUCUGAUCUCUGAUUUCGCCAAGUUUGACCGACCUGCCCAACUUCAUCUUGGAAUCCAGGCUCUUCACGCCUUUGCUGAGAGUCAUAAAGGCGUCCUACCUCGACCUCACAAUGAUGAAGAUGCGAAGGAAGUGCUAGAACUCACCAAGAAAUCUGCCAAAGAAAGUGGAGAAGAGGUCGAAAUCAGCGACAAGUUGAUCACUGAGCUUAGCUAUCAAGCGCAGGGUGACGUCAGUCCAAUGGCAGCAUUUUUUGGUGGCCUCGCAGCACAAGAGGUGUUGAAGGCGGUAUCAGGAAAGUUUACCCCAGUUGUCCAGUGGCUCUACUUUGAUUCUCUCGAGUCGCUUCCUACCUCUGUUUCCCGAAAUGAGGAACUUUGCAAACCUGUCGGGUCCAGAUACGAUGGCCAAAUCGCUGUGUUUGGAAAGGAGUUUCAGGAGAAGAUCUCCAACGUCAAGAAUUUUUUGGUUGGUGCUGGUGCCAUUGGUUGCGAGAUGCUCAAGAAUUAUGCCAUGAUCGGACUCGGUACAGGAUCUAAGGGUCAUAUCACAGUUACCGACAAUGACUCAAUAGAGAGGAGCAACCUCAAUCGUCAGUUCCUGUUCCGAGCCAAAGAUGUCGGAAAACAAAAGAGUGAGGUUGCUGCUGCCGCCGUUCAGGCCAUGAACCCUGAUCUCAAGGAUAAGAUCAAGUCUUUGACAGAUCGAAUUGGCCCUGACAGCGAAGACAUCUUCAACGAAGAAUUCUGGAAUGAACUCGAUAUCGUCACAAACGCAUUGGACAACGUCGAAGCCCGCACAUACGUCGACCGUCGAUGUGUCUUCUUCAUGAAGCCGCUCCUUGAGAGCGGGACCCUAGGCACGAAGGGCAACACUCAAGUUAUACUUCCACGGCUGACUGAGUCGUACUCCAGCUCCCAGGAUCCUCCAGAACAGUCCUUCCCGAUGUGUACCCUUCGAAGCUUCCCCAACAAGAUCGAGCACACUAUUGCUUGGGCGCGUGAUUUGUUCCAGUCCUAUUUCGUGGGUCCUCCAGAAACGGUCAAUCUGUACCUCACCCAACCGGACUACAUCAACACUACUCUACGUCAACAAGGCAAUGAGAAGAUGAUCUUAGAAACCCUCAAGGAGUUCUUGGUGACCGACAAACCAGCAGAUUUCAACGACUGCAUUGCUUGGGCCCGUGUGCAGUUCGAGAAACAGUAUCACAAUGCGAUUGAGCAGUUGCUGUACAACUUCCCAAAAGACUCCAAAACGUCGAGCGGUGCUGACUUCUGGUCGGGCCCAAAGCGGGCGCCGACGCCUCUGAACUUUGAUCCUAACGACCCCACUCACAUAGGAUUCAUUGUUGCAGCUGCCCAUCUUCAUGCGUAUAAUUAUGGUGUACAGGUUCCUAAGAUUGGUCACGAAGACUAUGUCAAGGUGCUUGAUAGCAUGAUCAUCCCUGAGUUCAGACCAGACGCAAAUGUCAGAAUCCAGGCCAACGAGAAUGAGCCCGACCCAAAUGGGCCAGCAAAAUCAUUUGCGGAUGAUGCUGAAGAGCUGAACAAGAUCAUCUCCGAACUGCCAUCGCCGAAGUCUUUGCCUACUUUCCGCCUGAACGUGGUGGAAUUCGAAAAGGAUGAUGACACUAAUCAUCAUAUCGAUUUUAUCACGUCAGCAAGCAAUCUUCGCGCCCUGAACUACAACAUCCCUGUUGCUGAUCGCCACAAGACGAAGUUUAUUGCUGGAAAGAUUAUUCCUGCCAUCGCCACGACCACUGCUCUGGUUACUGGCUUGGUUGUUCUUGAAUUGUACAAGGUCAUCGAUGGGAAGACCGAUCUUGAACAAUACAAGAAUGGCUUCGUCAAUCUUGCUUUGCCGUUCUUUGGAUUCAGUGAACCGAUUGCAAGUCCCAAGGGCACAUACAAGGGCAAAGAUGGAGAUGUUACCAUUGACAAACUUUGGGAUCGCUUCGAGAUUGACGAUGUCACCUUGACAGAGUUCUUGAAACACUUCGAAGACCUUGGUUUGAGCGUGACAAUGGUCAGCUCUGGAGUGAGCUUGCUGUACGCCAGCUUCUACCCACCGAACAAGACCAAAGACCGGAUGCCGUUGAAGAUGAGCAAGCUCCUUGAGACCAUCAGUCGCAAGCCCAUCCCGGAGCAUCAGAACAACAUCAUCUUCGAGAUCACCGCCGAGGAUUCCACUGAAGAGGAUGUCGAGAUUCCUUAUGUGAUGGUAAAAUACAAGAAGUAG
Messenger RNA from Capronia epimyces CBS 606.96, 3102 nucleotides. Its product is annotated as ubiquitin-activating enzyme E1. The transcript has a single exon. The record is from RefSeq and is a predicted model, not a curated record. Gene Ontology annotation, biological process: protein sumoylation. The coding region runs from base 1 to 3102 and encodes 1033 amino acids. Gene Ontology annotation, cellular component: cytoplasm; SUMO activating enzyme complex. Lineage: Eukaryota; Fungi; Ascomycota; Eurotiomycetes; Chaetothyriales; Herpotrichiellaceae. Gene Ontology annotation, molecular function: SUMO activating enzyme activity.